CAGAAAAUUUAAUGUCUCUCGAAUUUAAGCAUCAUAAAAACUUGGACGAAUUCGAUGACUUCAAACAAUAAUCACUCACAACUUCAAUACGAUACAGACUAAAUUAACUUACUCGUAAAGAAAAUUCCGUUUUGUUUUGCUUGAUGACGUCAGAAUUCGUGGCUUUUAUUUCAACAUUUUAAUUACAUUUAUUUCUUCAUCAACAGCUGUUACGUCGACUUGUUCUAAAUAAUGAAUGCAACAUCAACAUUGAAUGAAAUUCAUAGACUUCAAACCGGCUUUCAAAUACUGGCAGCUCUGCAGCUAACUGGGUAUCUUUGGCCACAAGAAGCGGUUAUUCAAGAUGGUGCCAAGUAUGAUUUCAUUGUUGUCGGCGCUGGAUCUGGUGGAUGCGUGGUCGCUAAUAGACUGUCGGAGAUUAAAAACAUCAAUGUAUUGCUGAUUGAAGCUGGAGGAGAUCCCCCAAUAGAAUCUGUUAUUCCAAGCUUAAACCUAUUUAUGAAGGUUUCAAAAGUAGACUGGAAUUACACAUCCGUCCCGAUGUAACAAUGAAAUACAUGAAAAAUCAAGUCGUCCAGGUUACAAGAGGGAAAAUGCUCGGUGGGACUAGUUCUAUCAAUUUAAUGGCCUACACGAGAGGUAAUUGCCAUGAUUGUGAUACAUGGGCCAAAAUUGUUAAUGAUACAACUUGGAAGUGGGAGAACGUGCUACCGUACUUCAUCAAGAGUGAAAGACUUGAUGAAUCCGAUCUAAAUUGUGUUGACAAAGAACUUCAUGGUACUGAAGGUUAUUUGGGCGUCAGCACACAACACAAUGAUGUGACAUCUGAAUACUUGAAAGCUUUUUCUGAAGUCGGUCAUGAUAUCGAAUACGGGAUAAAUGGAGACAAACCAGUUGGUUUUAGUGAGCCAUUAUUUACAAUUGCAAAUGGAACACGACAAAGUGCUGCUUUAGCAUUUCUCUCAAAUUUUCAGGAUCGUACUAAUCUACAUGUUUUGAAGAAUGCUUUAGUUACAAAAAUUUUGUUCGAUGACAACAAAUGUGCAACUGGUGUUGAAUUAAUAUUAAAUGAUAGAUUGUUGACAAUAAGAGCAACUAAAGAAGUAAUCGUGUCUGCAGGUGCUAUCAACUCUCCUCAAUUGUUGAUGCUUUCAGGAGUUGGCCCUCGGCAGCAUUUAAAACAUAAAAACAUCAAGGUUAUAUCUGAUUUACCAGUAGGACAAAAAAUGCAAGAUCAUAUUUACGUUCUAGUUGUACAUAAAAUGGGUAAAGAGAUUUUAAAUAAGAAACCAGUUGAUCCUUCGAAAUAUCCAUUACCUUUAAUCAUAGGAUACGCAGCUUUGAACAAGACUCAAAAGUAUCCUGACUACGAGAUAACGACGGCUAUUUUAAAUGACAAGAAUGAUUUUAUGCCUUCUUGUGUGUUUUUCUUGAGCUUAAAAGACGAAAUCUGCCAAGAUUAUUAUGACCAUAGUGGUAACCGGCAAUUGAUGUAUACAUUGGUGAGUUACUUAUAUCCGAAAUUUCGCGGCCAAAUUCUGUUGAACACAACAAAUCCUCGCGAUCAACCUCUCAUUUACCCUAACUAUCUCACAGAAGAAAAAGAUAUAGAAAACCUUGAAAAAUAUGUUAAAGAUUACCUCAAAGUUACGAACUCUAGCGUCUUCAAAAGUGUUAAUUCAGAGCUUAUAAUUCCAAGGGCUUGUAACUGCGUUCCUGAUCAAAGUUUUUGGAAAUGUUACGUGAAAUGCCUGGUUAUCUCUGGCUAUCAUUUUUCCGGUACUUGUGCUAUGGGUGAAGUGGUUGAUUCUAGGUUAAGAGUCUACGGAGUAAAAAAACUGAGAGUCGUGGAUGCCAGUGUGAUGCUCCGAAUACCUGGAGCCCAUACCAACGCACCAACUAUAAUGAUCGGCGAAAAAGCAGCCGAUAUGAUAAAAGAGGACCAUGAGCUGCUGUUGCUGUAAAAUUUAAAACAGAACUAAUUUCUAAAUAAAAACGUUAUUGUUCAUGUAUUUUUCAGUAAUGUAA
This is a messenger RNA of Bombyx mandarina (wild silkworm), 2028 nucleotides long. RefSeq names its product ecdysone oxidase. NCBI's taxonomy places the organism in Eukaryota, Metazoa, Arthropoda, Insecta, Lepidoptera, Bombycidae. The record is from RefSeq and is a predicted model, not a curated record. Gene Ontology annotation, molecular function: flavin adenine dinucleotide binding; oxidoreductase activity, acting on CH-OH group of donors.